AUGCGGUUUUGUGUUGACUACCGCCGCCUGAACGACGUUACAAAGAAGGAUAGCUAUCCCUUGCCAAGAAUUGAUGACACGCUGGACAUGCUUACAGGCGUAAAGUGGUUUAGUACGCUGGAUCUGAAAAGUGGCUACUGGCAGGUUGAAAUUGACCCUAAGGACAAGGAGAAAACUGCAUUCUCCACAGGAAAGGGUCUGUGGCAAUUUAAAGUCAUGCCGUUUGGAUUGUGCAAUGCUCCAGCAACGUUUGAAAGAUUGAUGGAGCUUGUACUUACCGGGCUAAUUGGAGAUGCCUGUCUGGUCUAUUUGGAUGACAUCAUCAUCGUAGGCCGUACGUUUGAGGAACACCUUCAAAACCUGGAACGCGUGCUCAUGAAGAUCCAGAGUGCCAACCUCAAGUUGAGUCCAAAGAAGUGCUCACUAUUCAAACGGCAAGUUAGUUUUUUAGGGUAUGUAGUGUCGGAAGAAGGUAUCCGCACGGAUCCAGAAAAAAUUGCCGCUGUCAAGGAGUGGCCGGUUCCAAAAGACAAGACACAGGUUAGAGCAUUUUUGGGUUUGUGCUCUUAUUAUCGGCGAUUUGUGAAGAACUUUGCAGAUAUAGCCAAACCUCUGCACAAGCUAACCGAGGAGAAGCGACAUUUCUGCUGGGAUGAAAGUUGCGAUAUUGCAUUCCAGGAGCUCAAGAACCGUCUGUGCAAAACACCUAUUUUGGGGUACCCUGAUGCGGGCAAGGAAUUCAUAGUUGACACAGACGCAAGUGAUAUAGGACUUGGCGGUGUGUUGUCUCAACGGAAUGGUGACCAAGAGAUUGUGAUAGCGUACUUCAGCAAGUCAUUGUCAAAGCCGGAAAGGAACUACUGUGUCACAAGACGCGAAUUGCUUGCUGUGGUAAAGUCCUUGCAGCAUUUUAGCAAAUAUCUUCUAGGGCGGAAAUUCCACUUACGAACUGACCAUGCUGCACUGAAAUGGCUAUUGCAGUUCAAAAAUCCGGAAGGACAAGUUGCGAGAUGGAUUGAACUACUGCAGGAAUACGACUUUGUGAUCGAACAUCGCAGCGGGAAAUCUCAUAGCAAUGCAGAUGCAUUGUCAAGAAGACCUUGCCCUGAAGAUUGCAAGCAUUGUACUAUGCAAGAGGGUAAGGAAGUGGUAUCUGUGAGGAUGCUCAGGACAGACCAGCUCAGCAAUGAGUGGAAGGACAGCCUACAACAUGCACAGCAGGAAGAUUCGGAUAUUAAGCCGAUUCUGGAAUGGAUGAAGGCCAGUGCUCCUAAGCCCAAGUGGAGCGACGUCUCAGCAAUGAGUUCGACCACGAAAAGCUAUUGGGCCCAAUGGGACAUCUUGCUGAUUCAGGAUGGAGUCCUGUGCCGUAAAUGGGAAAAUGGUCGGGGAGACAGUUGUCAUUUACAAAUGGUUGUCCCUAAGGCUAAAGUACCGGAUGUUCUACAGCUGUACCAUAGUGGUUGUUCAGGAGGCCACCUGGGAGUUAAACGAACUCUACUGAAAAUCCGAGAACGGUUUUACUGGGUCCACUGUCGUGACGAUGUCGAGGACUGGUGCCGCAAAUGUACAAGUUGUGCGGCUGUAAAGGGACCUCAAAUUCGUAGUAGAGGCGCAUUGAAAUUGUACAAUGUUGGUGCACCAUGGGAGAGGAUAGCCAUUGACGUUGCGGGGCCGUUUCCGGAAAGUGAAAGUGGUAACAAGUAUUUCAUGGUUGUGAUGGAUUACUUCACUAAGUGGCCAGAAGUCUUCGCCAUUACAAAUCAAGAAGCUUCAACAAUUGCAGAUAAACUAGUUCAUGAAGUCUUCUGUCGUUUUGGAGUACCUUUAGAGAUUCACAGCGACCAAGGAAGGAAUUUCAAGUCUUAA
Molecule: messenger RNA, 1869 nt
Organism: Parnassius mnemosyne (clouded apollo)
Lineage: Eukaryota; Metazoa; Arthropoda; Insecta; Lepidoptera; Papilionidae
Source: the annotation of a GenBank genome assembly